This is a messenger RNA of Dendronephthya gigantea, 540 nucleotides long. Its product is annotated as NAD(P)H azoreductase-like. The transcript has a single exon. The record is from RefSeq and is a predicted model, not a curated record. The coding region runs from base 1 to 540 and encodes 179 amino acids. NCBI's taxonomy places the organism in Eukaryota, Metazoa, Cnidaria, Anthozoa, Malacalcyonacea, Nephtheidae.
AUGUCGGUGCGUACAGUAUUUGUGAUCGGCGCUAGUGGUAAUGUCGGUAAAGCCACGGUGAAGGCCCUCUCUGCAAACCACGGAGGGUCUCUUGACAUUCGAGCUGGUGUACGAAAUCCCGAGAAAGCGUCCGACUUGGAUUCCCUUCUUUCAGUUACGGUCGUGCGAGCUGAGAUGGGGAAACGCGAUGAGCUCGUUGAAAUCUUUCAAGGAGUCGACGUAUUGUUUAUUGUUGUUCCAGGAGCUCCUGAUCGCGUGGAGUUGACACGUAUAACAGCCGAGGCUGCAAGAGAUGCACGAGUGAAGCAUAUUCUCACCAUAGGAGCGUUUGGUAAACCUAACUUGGCACUUACUAGACAAAUGCGGGAGAUUGAGAAUAUCAUAACCAAUCUUGGUCCAAACUAUACAAUCCUUCGCUUACCCUGGUUCAUGGACAACUUUUUUGGCUUCAAAGAUACCAUACAGAAAUUCUCAGCGAUCUAUGACAGUAUAGACCCAAGCAAACGUUUUCCCACCGUUUGUAUGGAUGACCUAGGUUAG